GGGGAGGGAAAGAAAAGAACAUCAACCGUCUGCAGCAGUGAAUCUCUAAAUGCUGUGGGGGCCACGCUCACACCUCGCCGCAUCUCCUGGCGGCGAAGAAUAUUCCUGCAGGUAGCUUCACCUAUGAAUAAAUCUCCUUCCAAGAUGCAGCAUCCAGAUUGUCAUGAUGGAAGUGAAUUGUUACCGUUAUCCCCUCUGGCUCCACCCCUGGAGGAGGACCCUCUUGUUCUAGUAUUGCAAAAUGAGGAUGGUCCAGAUAAAACUGGAGAGAGGAAAAACUCAGAAGAACUACAAAGUCUGUGGAGAAAAGCCAUCCAUCAACAAAUUCUGUUACUUCGAAUGGAAAAAGAAAACCAGAAGCUGGAAGCAAGCAGAGAUGAGCUCCAAUCAAGAAAAGUAAAACUGGACUAUGAUGAAGUUGGUACAUGUCAGAAAGAUGUCAUAAAUGUUUGGGAUAAGAAAUUGCUUAACUGCAGAGCCAAAAUCCGAUGUGACGUGGAAGAUAUUCAUUCCACUUUGAAAGAAGGUGUACCAAAAAGCCGUCGGGGAGAAAUUUGGCAGUUUUUGGCUGUGCAACAUCGAGUCAGACACAGACUACCCAACAAGCAGCAGCCUCCUGACGUCUCUUAUAAAGAACUGCUGAAACAACUGACUGCUCAACAGCACGCCAUCCUUGUAGAUCUAGGACGGACAUUCCCUACGCAUCCUUACUUUUCUGCCCACCUGGGAGCAGGACAGUUAUCACUCUUUAAUCUCCUGAAAGCAUAUUCUUUGCUGGACAAAGAAGUGGGUUAUUGUCAAGGUAUAAGCUUUGUAGCUGGGGUGCUGCUUCUGCAUAUGAGUGAAGAACAGGCCUUUGAAAUGCUGAAAUUCCUCAUGUAUGACCUUGGCUUCCGUAAACAGUACAGGCCAGACAUGAUGUCGCUACAGAUUCAGAUGUAUCAGCUCUCAAGGCUUCUUCAUGAUUAUCACAGAGACUUAUAUAAUCAUCUUGAAGACAAUGAAAUCAGUCCCAGUCUUUACGCUGCACCGUGGUUUCUUACACUGUUCGCAUCUCAAUUUCCAUUAGGAUUUGUAGCCAGAAUAUUUGACAUUAUUUUUCUUCAAGGAACAGAAGUCAUAUUUAAAGUAGCACUGAGCCUACUUAGCAGUCAAGAAACAUCUAUAAUGGGAUGUGAGAGUUUUGAGAACAUUGUUGAUUUUCUUAAAACCACUAUUCCAGAUAUGACUCAGCCUCAAAUGGAAAAAAUUAUUACUCAGGUGUUCGAGAUGGAUAUUUCAAAACAGCUCCAUGCCUACGAAGUAGAGUACCACGUUCUUCAGGAUGAACUGCAGGAAAAUGUGAAUCCCUGUGAGGAAGGUGAACCCCUGGAGAAGCUGGAGAGGGCAAAUGGUCAUCUGAAGAGACAAAACAUGGAUUUGUUGGAGAAGCUACAGGUUGCUCAUGCUAAAAUUCAGAGUCUGGAAUCCAGCCUGGAGACUAUUUUGACCCGAGAGAGCAAAAUGAAGACUGUAAUUCAGUCCCUGGAACAGGAGAAGAUAACCUAUCAAAAGACUCUUGAGCAGAUAGUGAAGUAUUUGCCAGCAGAAGCGUUGUCUGACUGUGAACUGCUCCUGAAGGAAGUAAACUACAAUCCAAACAAUAAAAUAAAAUAAGGAGUAAGCCAUAAACCAGGGAUUUUCAGGCAGCAUUUCUUCAAAAAAAGGGAAAGAAAAGAUGAGUAUGCUGCUUUUAAAGGACUUAGUAAUAGGCAUCGGUA
Molecule: messenger RNA, 1760 nt
Organism: Leptosomus discolor (cuckoo roller)
Lineage: Eukaryota; Metazoa; Chordata; Aves; Leptosomiformes; Leptosomidae
Source: RefSeq, a predicted model, not a curated record